Messenger RNA from Xiphias gladius (swordfish), 2144 nucleotides. RefSeq names its product zona pellucida sperm-binding protein 3-like. Gene Ontology annotation, molecular function: acrosin binding. Gene Ontology annotation, biological process: egg coat formation; positive regulation of acrosome reaction; binding of sperm to zona pellucida. Lineage: Eukaryota; Metazoa; Chordata; Actinopteri; Istiophoriformes; Xiphiidae. The coding region runs from base 468 to 1577 and encodes 369 amino acids. The record is from RefSeq and is a predicted model, not a curated record. The transcript has 8 exons. Gene Ontology annotation, cellular component: extracellular matrix.
GUUCCGCCUUGGUCCCGCUGACGGUGAUGCCUUCAAGAGCUUUUCGCUCGCUCCGAUUGAUUCUUGCAAACAUAAUUUGUUUUUGUUUUUUUCCAUUUGGAAGUUUAUUUUGGAACAUCAGUUAAAUCUUUUCUUUACAAUUUUUUUUUAUAUUUGAAAACGAAAAAAACAAAACAAUUAAAUGUUAGGUCUCUAAUUGCAGGGAUGGCGCUACUGCAAAGCUGCAGUAAUGAGGAGCAGGAAAUGAGCACAACGACUUUUUUUUCUUGAAUUAACUAUUGGCUGUAUUUUGUAGUGUGUGUCAUAUCCUCCGUGAAAGUCGUAGCUUAAUAUAUUGCUGUUUACCUUUCUGAGUAAUUCUGGCUUACAUUGUUUAAGCUCUGCCCAGUGCCCGACACGUCCCCUCACACCUGGCCGAGACAACGCCAAUUAAUGAAUCGGUCGUUAGCGCUCUUCCGACUCAAAACAUGGCCGUCCCGGCGAAAUCCACGGGCCUCGUCCCCCUUCUCGCGCUGGUGCUAUCUUUGAACGGCGUUCCUUCUGCUGAAAGAGCUCGGGAGGGCGUCGGACUCGAGAUGCAAUGCGGGGAGGCCAAAGCGAGGAUAACCGUAACGCGGCGGUUUUUCGAGGAGAGACGGAUUCCGUUCAGACCCGAGCACCUUCGACUCGGAGCAAACUCGGCGCAGGAAGUGUCGUGCGGACCCGGGGGCCACAUGUCUGACCGCGCAAUGGUCAUCUCUGCAGGGCUACAAGAAUGUGGGGCUGAGUCCAGUGUUCAUGGCGAGUGGCUUGUGUAUUCCAACCAGCUGUUACUGUUUCCUGCUGUGGUUCCCACCUCCUCAGGGAGCGCAAUAGUUAGAGGAGCAACUACCGUCAUACCUAUUGAGUGCCAUUAUAAGAGAAAGCAGACGGUGAAUGCAGAACCGUUAACCCCCACCUGGCUACCCAUGACAUCCACUAUCAGUGUCUUUGGUCUCCUGCACUUCUCCCUUCGUACCAUGGCAGAUGACUGUACCACUGUACGUAGUUCCUCAGUGUACCAGCAGGGGGAAGCAGUGCUUUUGGAGGCCAGUGUGGAGGCCCCGCUGCACCAUCCUCUCACUGUGUAUGUGGACUCCUGUGUUGCCACGCUAAAGCCUGACCCUCUCUCCUUGCCAAGCUACAAGUUUAUCACCAAGCAUGGGGAGCAAGAUAACAGACUGUGCUUCAGUUUCCAAGCCUUCCACUUCAAGCAGGAGGCUGGGGAACAGAUGUUCAUCAGCUGCCACCUUAGGGCCACUCUGAAACAAUACUCACAUAGCCACCUUUAUAAAGCCUGCUUCUUCCAUAGGCCCUCAUUCAGCUGGCGUGCCACAGAUGGGGACAAUGCUCUUUGUGAAUGCUGUGAUUCUGAUGACUGCUUAAAUCAAAUUGGAGAGGGGAAUAGUGGCCCCACUGGACACACCACUCAACCAGAUACAGAAAAGAAGCUCGAGGCCGACACAACAGUUGGACCACUUCACACCCUGCAACGUUCCCAUUGGACAGGUCGUCUGUCAGUCAAUCACCAAAGAGCCUUUUUACAGCUUUACAAUUAGGUGGGUACAGGGACUGUUUUAACAAAACCCAGGGCAGUUUAACAAUAAAGCAUCCAACACACAUUGUUUUUCUCAUGACUCAUUGUGAAAAUUGAAAUUAGGAUUCUACCCCUUCAGAGAAAUAUGUAUAGCUGAAAGCCAUGAAUAGCAUACUAUUGCAUUGGCUCUACUGAUUUGUACUUGGAGACACCUACAAAAUGCAUUUAAAGCCUCUUCAUGUGGGGAUUUAAUUUUUGAUUACUUUGAACCCUGGAGGCUGUUUACAGCAAGUGUUUUACUAUAGCCAUCACAAAAGCUCCACCAUACACCCCCGCUAACAGAAAAUGUUGGCAGAAGAGAUGAAACUGCCACAAUGUAAACUGAGUAAUGGACCUGAAAAAACGUAUGUAAGGAGGAGACCUAUUUUUCUCUGUGAUGUGCUCAUCAGCUCAGUAUCAGUUAAAUAAUGCUACCUAAUUUUGUUUCUGUAAACCACAUAUACACCUGUGUGUAGUAUAACACUUCCAUAUGUAUACCAGCAUAGUGAACCAGUGCUGCUCCUUUUUUGACCAAGGAUGCUCCCAAACC